Messenger RNA from Vitrella brassicaformis, 1552 nucleotides. The record is from the annotation of a GenBank genome assembly. Lineage: Eukaryota; Vitrellaceae.
CAAAUUACCGGGAAAGCCGAGAGGCAGCGAAGCAGGGAAAUCGGGUGAAAGGGGCACGAUGAGGUGCAUACUACAUGAGAGAAGGCAUCCAAACAUCCCUCUUUCGCGGUCCGUGUUGGUUUCAGGGCAAUCGGCCCACAAGCUCGCACGAGGUGGAGCUGGUUUCUCUUUCUCUUUCCCCACGUUGUUCUCGCGCUCCGUAGAGUUAGACUAAGUUAUUCUCACCAUGAAUAACGCAGCCCACGACUUGGCCCACCGCCAGGCCACCUCCUCCGCACGGUUCGGCGACUCGCCUUACGACACACUCUGAUGCAGCACACACUCUGCCGGCCCUCAUGUGUGUGCGUGGUGUGGGCAGGUCGCUCUUGAGUUCACGGGCAACGUGCUGCCGCGCCACGGCUUUGUGUGCCACCGGGCACUGGAGACCGUGGAGGGCGCGACGACCGUGGAGGUGGUGGACCAGGAUGAUUGGGAGCCCGACCCAGAUGACGCCGAACAGCCCGACCCGCUGGUGUUCGAGCACUUGCCCCCCAACGCAUUCUCCGCCGCUACACUCCUGUGGAUUCACACCAUCAAUGGGCUCGCGAUUGCCCGAAGGCUGGUGACCAAGAUGCCCGCCGUCAAACGCAUUGACCUCUCCCAGCCCUACCCGACAGAGGAGGACGCGGUGGGGGUGCUGCAGGCGGUGGGCGGCGAGAGGGAACUGGAGCGUUUCGAGGCCAAGUGGGUGAAGGGUGUGGGCGAGGGGGGGCUGACGUGGGGCGACAUAGCGGACCAGCUGCCGACCAUCUCAAAAGUGGAUGUUACUGUAGAAGGUGAGCUGCGAACAAUUACCUCCUCAGCUUACCGGCUUAUUCAUUCGGUGCUGUGCUGUCUGUGUGUCUGUCUGUCUGUCUGUCUGUGUGUGCAGUGCCUGACGAUUUGGGUGAUGGCGAUGCCGCCGGUGAGUUCGGCAUCGCCUGCGUCACCGAGGGAUCAAGGAGCUCUCCUUCCGGCCGUGGCCCGGCGACGCCUUCAAGCGGCUGGUGGAUGAGCGGACGCAUGGCGACGCCAUCGAGGGGCUGGACGGGCGAUAUGACAUUAGCUGGGGGGGAUAUUUGGGACAACAUGCGAAACGGCCUCCCUCCUUGAUGUGUGUAUCUGUGUCAUAUAUGGGCUUCUCGUGUGUCUGGCAGGGCGAUCGCCUUGUUCCACGAGAGGGUCUACGUGAUGAGCCAGGAGCUGAUGCGCGCCGCCAAGAUGUACAACCACGUAACACCCAGAGACAUACUGGUCUUCAUCAAACACUUCCUUGGUACGUUUCUCGCGCCACUCAAACGACACACAUACACCAUGGCUAGGUGGCUGUGCGAUUUGCUGUGUGUGGUAUGUGGUGUGUGGCAACAAAUCAGGUUUGGUGAGGGAGAAGCGGGAGCUGACCAAGUUCAAGGACACGGAAGAGCAAGUGGACGAGAUGCUGGUCUGGCUGGCCGAGAAGGACAAGGACCUCGCGGUCCUUGCCGCCAAGAAACGACGCACGGGUGUGUUUUUGUUUCCUUUUCCGUUAGCUUAG